GGACGUUGCCACGAAAGACAAGGAGGAAAAGCAGCGGUGCGCGCUUCUCGUUGGAACGCAGUACAUCGUGGAAGAGUGUGCGCGCGUGAGCGAGAAGGAGCGGUCGAGAGAACGAAGAGAGGGAGCGAUAUAGUCGUGGUGAGAGCGAGACACGAGGAGAGAAACGGGGGCUGUGUGGUGGCCGAGAGAGAAGGAGAGAGAGGACUGUUCGAUGGUGGAAGCGAGAGAGGCCGAUGGUGAAGGAGAGAGAGGAAACUAGGCGAACGAGCGGGCAAGAGACAGAGGACGGUACAGAGUGGCGGUACACGGGGCGCGAGAAAAGCGGUAGUGUGCCGUGGACCACCGCACUGGCAUACCGUGGUUCGUUACGAUCCCCUUCGUACGUCGCCUCGUACCGAACCUCUCCACAGUCAUCAGCGAAGUCACAUUUCGACUAGUGCUAGUGUGCAGUGCGGACAGAGUCAGCGGUUGCUUUUGGCCCCCCAAUUGACAAAAACGAUCGACCGUCUCUUUACCGAUAUACCAUAGGGCCCCGGGCCUUGACCGAUCCGAAAUCAUCGCACGCAUUUUACACGCAUUUCGAGAGAGGAUACAGAGAGAGAGAGAGAAAGAGAGAGGUGCUCGCUCGCGAGGGAGAGAUCGUCGCGUGCCGGCCGACCGAACCGUCGACGGGCGCGCACGCGGUAGAGAGACCCACACAGGCAGUUUUAUAGCCCGUCUUAUUACCCCGGUUUAUUGCGUCGUAACAGUUUAACGAUCAUCGCCUGUUUUCCACCACCUAGACACAGGCCGGAGGCUCACGCCGGUUCACGAUUCUCUCGCCGGUGGCCGUAUCCAUAACAAACCCAUAAAAGUCAGCCCCCGCCGCUGCCAUGAGUCCCAUUCUGAAUUACAAUCCUACGGCCUACUGACAUUGACACUGUGGGUGCACAGCCGCCGACGCCGCCUCUACCUACCGACCUAUCUACCGACCUACCUACCGAUGACUUUUAUGACCACUUAAAAGCGGUUUAAUGCCCGUUUGCUCGUCCCUCGUUGACGCCGUCACCUGUCCGCGUGAAACAGCGUGCCAUCGGUACACAGCCCGGCGCGUUCCCAACGUCUCGCCUUUUUGGCGCGAACCAACCAGAAUCAGCAACGAACCGGACACGAACCGAUCGGUGAACGGACUCCAUCCGAUUUAGGGAUCCUCGAGCCACGGACUAGUAUCGUUCGACUAGCCGCGUGUGUGCUCGACGCAAUUUAAAAGCCCCCCGGAAGCAACGGACAGCGGGGCUGGUUGCUUCAGCCUGACAAAAAGCCCCUUUGGUUGUUCUCGAGUGCCGGUGUUUCAGUGCAAGUGAUUCAAGAUACCCGGGAUAAUGAACUCAUAUUUCGAGCAGACGGGUGGCUUCUACGGGAGCCACCAUCAUCAAACGGGGGCCGCGAGUCAACACCACGAUCCAGCCACCGCCGCGGCCUACCGGAGCUUCCCCCUUGGCCUGGGGAUGUCACCGUACGCGUCCACGCAGCAUCAUCAUCACACCUCGUCCUCGCUGGGCAUACAUCCUGGCGGUGGUACCAACACGAGGCCACCUCAGGACUCGCCGUACGACGCGAGCGUCGCGACGGCCUGCAAAUUGUACUCGACGACCCCGGAGGCCACCGGUCACACCACGUCUUCUUACUCGACCACGGCGACCAAGGAUUGCAAACAGCAGGACCAGGCGGCUGCCCAUCAGAACGGCUACGCGGCCGCGAUGGCAGCCGCGGCCGUCAAGGACGUCUGGCAGUCGGCGACCUCCGGUGCCAAUAGUCAGAGCAACUCGGUGGUGCGCCCUUCCGCGUGUACCCCGGAGGGCACGAGAGUUGGGAGCUACGGUGGCCUGGUCGGCGGCGACCCGGCAUCGAGUCCCGGUAACAACAGUUCCUCGAGGUCCCUCACGUCGUCCUGGAACACCUGCAGUUUGAACUCGUCCGCGAGCCAACCGGUUGCCACGCAACUACAUCAGCAACCCACCGGCAGCCAUACCUUCUACCCCUGGAUGGCUAUAGCAG
This is a messenger RNA of Megalopta genalis, 2037 nucleotides long. NCBI's taxonomy places the organism in Eukaryota, Metazoa, Arthropoda, Insecta, Hymenoptera, Halictidae. The record is from RefSeq and is a predicted model, not a curated record.